This is a messenger RNA of Peronospora matthiolae, 123 nucleotides long. The record is from the annotation of a GenBank genome assembly. NCBI's taxonomy places the organism in Eukaryota, Oomycota, Peronosporomycetes, Peronosporales, Peronosporaceae.
AUGUACGGUGGGUCGCAGAAGGCUGGGCGAAUCUACUUGAAGCGCCAGCUGUUCAGCAUGGAGAUGAAGGAAGGCGGCAAUGUGGUGCAUCACAUUGCCAUGAAGUCCUCAACAUCAGCGUGA